CGUCGACGUCCAUUUAAAACGGCAUUUUAAACUUCCACUUCCACCGCCUCUCUUACAUCUCCCAAUAUCGUCGCUUCCGUGUCUUAUCUCUCCCUUUUAUCGAAGCAUAGUCUAGGGAGCAGCCAACAAAAGUAAAAAAGAGACCAAAUUCAUAAAUAAACGGCAAGAUGUCCCACCUUCAGUUUGACGCUAAGCUCAGUGAAGCGUUAAGGAUGGACGGAGAUUUGACGAGGGGGCCAAUUCCCAGGUGGCAGCGGAAGGCGAUGGAACAGGGAAUGCAACAACUCUCCAUAAGCAACGAAAACAGUUUUGCCAACAAAUCCGGUUAUAACAGUCCGAAGUCAGCUAAGACUCCACACAGCAGAUCUUUCCUUGAUACCAAGAGCCCUGGUCGAGGAAAGUCUCCAAGCAGGUCUAAGUCGCCAGGUCGCAGGAUCCCAAAGCUGACAGUUCGUGGCGCAGGACAGAAGACUCCCUCUCGCAAAACUCCCGCCACGCCACAUAACCAGCAAGACAGAUUCAUUCCAAACCGAAGCACCACAGAUACGGAACGUUCUCACCACCUCUUGGUCACCAGCAUGGAGGCUUCAGGAGGAGACAAGUCUGCAGAGGAGGAUGAAGUGUCGCUUCAGCAGAAGGAAUAUCAGGAAAAGAUGACAGAGAACCUAAACGAUGGGGUGGCACCUGAAUUGAGGGUUUUGUCAUUCAAGAGCAAGGCACCACAAGCAAAAGAAGGACAUUUGAACAACCACAAAGUGCUGUACAGUGCCGGAAAACCCACUGUGCCCAAGGCUGCCACGACAAGACACAUUCCCAACAUGCCAGAAAAGGUUCUUGAUGCCCCGGAACUUCUUGAUGAUUACUAUCUUCACCUUCUCGACUGGAGUGUGAACAACCACUUGGCUGUUGCUCUGGGAAAUUCGGUGUAUGUCUGGAAUGCUGGUGAUGGUUCCAUUACCCCCCUCUGCCAGCUGGACGACCCCGACUAUAUCUGCUCUCUGUCGUGGAUCAAGGAAGGUAACGUGCUCGCCAUUGGCAAUAGCUCGGGUGUCACACAGCUGUGGGAUGUUGCACAGCAGAAGCUUGUGCGCUCUAUGGGUGGCCAUGAGAGCCGCGUCACCACCCUUUCCUGGAACUCGUACAUCCUCUCCUCCGGUUCACGCUCAGGACAGAUUUUCCACCAUGAUGUCAGAGUGGCUGAGCAUCAUGUGGCGACCUUAGCUGGACAUUCACAGGAGGUAUGUGGUCUGAAGUGGUCUCCUGAUGGGCGUUUGCUUGCCUCGGGUGGAAAUGAUAAUCAGGUAAACAUCUGGGAUAGCAUGAAUACUACUCCGGUCCACACGCUAACUCAGCAUCAAGCCGCUGUCAAAAUGGUAGUGAGCGCAGCAGCCGACGAGACCAUCCGAAUGUGGAAAUGCUGGGCCAUGGAUUUCCCUUGUGACAUGUUGAAUGAAAAUGAAUAUCUCAGCAGCACAGUCAAACACUGUCAGGUGUCAUCCAUUGUUUGGUCGGCACACUACAAAGAGUUCAUAUCAGGCCAUGGAUUCUCUAAUAAUCAGCUAACCAUCUGGAAGUACCCAACUAUGGCAAAGGUGGCUGACCUCACAGGUCACACUGGCAGAGUACUGGAGCUAUGUGUGUCUCCUGACGGCCAGAUGGUAGUGAGCGCAGCAGCCGACGAGACCAUCCGAAUGUGGAAAUGCUGGGCCAUGGAUAAAAAGGACAAGAAACAGGCGGAUGCAAACAAAGGCCAUCCGAUAUCCAUGCUCGCUCAAACCAUUCGAUAAAUUUUACAGUCAAGUCAGCCUUCCACUUCUUUCCUCUGUUUUUUUUUUUUUUAUUUUUCUUUCUUUAUUUUUAUUAUUGAUAGGUCCAUCGUAGGGAUUUCUUUUUUACAUUCCUAAACAAUCGCCUGCAUGUGAUGAGUGGGUGUUGUUUGAAUUCCUCUUUGCAAAGUGUGAUUCUUUUUGUGCUUUUGUAAAACGUUGCAAAGUAUGAUUUUUUUGUGCUUUUGUAAAACGUCAGGAAUGAAUGUACAGAAUCUCGAGUUAAUUACCAAAUCUAUACCUCUUUAACUUUUAAAUGUGUUCAUGGCAGACAUGAUAUGAUUUUCUUCUCAAUUUUUAUUCUUGUAACUUUGGUUCAUUCUUUAAUAUUUUGUAUUAAAUGUAAAAUGAAUGUGACUUGCAUCUUUGUUAUAAGAACUGCUAGAUGUUUUGUAAUUGUCAGGAAUCUACCAUUUCUGUCUUUAUCUUUGGUAGACUUUUCAUGUAUUGGAAGUUCUCCAUCCGUAAGACAUGUAAUAUUUAGAUACCAAUGAUUUUAUUCCUCAAAACAGAGAUGGUAGAAGUCUCGGAGCAUUCCAUAAUUUCUUGCAGCUGUAAAUAUACUUGUCUAUUACCUAUAUAAUAUAUAAGCUUUAACAGGAAUAAAUUUUCAGUGAUUCAUGUGUGUCUGGUUUAUGUAUCAUUAUUGGAUAUUUUUUUAUAGAUAUAGUGUAGAAUCAAUUGCACAGAUUAUAAUACAUUGGUUGCCAGUACUUCCAAAGAAUAGCCUCCUUUGUGUCUAUGCAAUAUGCCUUCUUAAUUACUGUAGCACUAUUUUUAUGGCUUGAAAUAAAUAUCACUUUGUU
This is a messenger RNA of Penaeus indicus, 2632 nucleotides long. It is a transcript of the gene fzy, whose product is annotated as cell division cycle protein 20 homolog. The record is from RefSeq and is a predicted model, not a curated record. NCBI's taxonomy places the organism in Eukaryota, Metazoa, Arthropoda, Malacostraca, Decapoda, Penaeidae. Bases 168 to 1787 code for a protein of 539 amino acids. The transcript has 13 exons. Gene Ontology annotation, molecular function: ubiquitin ligase activator activity; anaphase-promoting complex binding; protein binding. Gene Ontology annotation, biological process: positive regulation of ubiquitin protein ligase activity; anaphase-promoting complex-dependent catabolic process; positive regulation of anaphase-promoting complex-dependent catabolic process. Gene Ontology annotation, cellular component: anaphase-promoting complex.